Aaosphaeria arxii CBS 175.79 is the source of this 735-nucleotide messenger RNA. RefSeq lists its product as uncharacterized. Gene Ontology annotation, molecular function: protein binding. The record is from RefSeq and is a predicted model, not a curated record. The transcript is spliced from 3 exons. Lineage: Eukaryota; Fungi; Ascomycota; Dothideomycetes; Pleosporales. The coding region runs from base 1 to 735 and encodes 244 amino acids.
AUGACAACAGAAAACAUCAACAAGAAAAGAGUACAUGAGACUGCGGCCUCGGAGCUGCUCACUUCCAGCAUCAUCACUAUCAUCGUUGGUAAAGACGACGCAAAGGAAAGCUUCAGUGCUCACAGGAGUAUUCUAUGUGCUCAUUCCGAAUACUUUCAGCGUGCCCUCGGCGCAAGUUGGACAGAGUCGACCGAUGGCGUGGUCAACUUACCCCAGGAUAGUCCCAAGAUCUUCCGCCUGUGGCUCAGUUUCUCCUACUUCGGCAAGAUCGCAUCCAGAAAGCGAGGCCCUGACGAAAUCACUGAAAUUACGAUUCCCGAAAUCCAAACGGAAUAUCAAAGUCUGUGUAAUCUAUUCUGUCUUUCCGACAAGUUAAUAAACGAUACGGCCAAGAAUGCAACGAUCGAGGCACUCUUUGAAUUAUCCGAAGUCAGGAUCGACGGGAAAUGGUACAUCCCUCCGUAUUACAAUGUAGACUUCGUCUACAAGAAUACGCCAGAACAAAGUCCCCUUAGGCGCCUUCUUGUCGACUUCUGGAGCACUUUCGACCUUGAGAAGGCCCUUCUAGACGACGAGCGACUUCCGAAGAGAUUCCUUGCCGAUCUUGCGGUCGCGCUUUCGAAAGCGCGAGGAAAGGGAGCAAGAAAUUUGGCCAAGGACAAUGGUCCCACCAAGUAUUUGUCUGAAACUAAGAAAGAGGUCGGGGGUGAGACAACCGCAGAGGCAACGAAAUGA